UUAAAUUUCAACAUAAAAACAAUGGCAUGAUUCAGACCCUGUUGGAGUGGCUGACAGAAAUGUAUUUUGAACUUUUUUCUGAAGUCAUGAUUUCAACUUUGGAUGUCUUUGGAUCAAAAUUAGAACACUAAUUUUUUAACUUCUCUGAAGUGAUCUCAGCAAGAAAUGGAAUGAUCUGGAAACUCUCACCAUCAGAUUCACAGGAUGGCAGUCCUUGACCAGACUCAGCACUCAGUGACCUUUGAGGAUGUGGCGGUGGACUUUACCCAGGAGGAGUGGACUUUACUGGACCAAACUCAGAGAGAGCUCUACAGAGAUGUGAUGUUGGAGAACUACCAGAAUCUCAUUACACUAGGGCAUGAAGCAAGCCAGCCCAGUGUCAAGCCUGGAUUGCAAGGAGCAGAACUGAGGACAGGAGCGAGUAUUCUGUAGGAAUUGGAUUUCCAACUCAAAAAAGGUUCCACAUCUCUUCAAGAUUUCUCUGUGGAAAAAGCAUCAAAUGGAAUAAUCCAAUUGGAGAGAAGCAAUACUUGGAUGAAACAAUAUAGCUCUGACCUGUGUGGAAAAGUACUCAGUGAGCACUCGUUUAUUAUGACUCACAUUAGACCAAAAACUAAGGGUAGUCGGAGUGCCUUUAAAAAGAACUUUAUUUGUACUUUGCUCAAGGAAAUUCCUGUUGGGGAAAAACCUUCUGAGUGUGUUCAACAUGAAAAGGUCUUUGAUUGGCUUUCAAAUCUCACUGGGCACAAGAAACCUCAGACACAAAGGAAGUUAUGCAAAUGCAAAGAUUGUCAGAGAACUUUUGUUAAUCAGGCAUCCCUUAAUGUACAUACGAGAUAACACUCUGGAGAAAAACCUUAUGAAUGUAAAGAAUGUGGGAAAGCCUUCACUCAUUCCUCAUACCUUACAGAUCACUCAAGAAUUCACAGUGGAAAAAAGCCCUGUGUAUGUAUGGAAUGUGGGAAAGCCUUUACUCGAUCCACAGGACUUAUUUUACACAUGCGAAUUCACACUGGAGAAAAACCAUAUAAAUGUAAGGAAUGUGGAAAAGCUUUUAUUCAUUCCUCCUACCUUACAAAACAUGUACGAAUUCACAGUGGAGAAAAGCCAUAUAUAUGUAAGGAGUGUGGGAAAACUUUUACUCGUUCCUUUGGACUUGUCUUACAUAUGCGAACACACACUGGAGAAAAACCCUACGUGUGUAAGGAAUGUGGAAAAGCCUUUAAUAAUUCUUCAAUGCUUAAUCAACAUGUAAGGACACACACUGGAGAGAAGCCACAUGAAUGCAAGCAAUGUGGGAAAGCAUUCACUCAGUCAUCGGGCCUUACCACACAUUUAAGAACUCACACUGGUGAGAAGGCCUAUGCAUGUAAAGAAUGUGGGAAAGCGUUUGCUCGUUCCACAAAUCUUAAUAUGCACAUGCGAACACACACAGGGGAAAAGCCGUACAAAUGUAAAGAAUGUGGGAAAGCCUUUAGAUACUCCACAUGCCUUAAUAUUCACAUGCGAACUCACACUGGAGAGAAAUCAUAUGAAUGUAAGGAAUGCAGGAAAACUUUCACUCAGUCUUCAGCACUUGCAAAACAUCUAAGAACUAAGGCAUGUGAAAAAAACCUGUAAAUAUUUCUCAGACCAUAGUAUUCACAUCUGAAGUUAUCUGGAUGAAGACCUUAUGAAAAUAAAGAAUGUGAGAAAGCUUUACAACAUUUUCCUUACAUGGUAUGUGGGAACUUACCUGGGCCCAAAUUCUUAUUCAUAUAAGGUAUAUGGGAGAGCGUUACAGUUGGCCCUUGAAAAAAAUCUGCAUGUCAUUUUGAUUCCUCAGAAACUUUACUGAUAGCCUACUGUUGACCAGAAGCCUUCCCAAUAACAAAGUCAAUUAACAUACAUUUUUCUGUUAUAUGUAUUAUAUACUGUAUUCUUACAAUAAAGUAUGCUUGAAGAAAGAAAAUAUUAAAAUCAUAAGUAAAAUACAUUGAGAGUACUGUACUGUAUCAAUACCAUAAGUUUACUUUGUUUACAAGAUGAAUUGUCUGUCAGUACCUAUAUCAAUAUUUUCUUAUAGGAUACAAAGCAUCAUAGAUGGUAUAUGUAUUACUAACACUAGACAUAAAAUGUGCACAAAUAUGAAAAAUUCAUAUUUAUUUACAGAUAUAAUGAUUCAUGCAUUGAUAAUAAAGCAGCUUUAUGGUAACCUAGUGUAGUCUAUACAUUAGCUUAUAUGCCUAGCCUAUUCUCUAAUGAAUGAAUUUUUGUAAAAUUUUUAUGGCAUACAAUAUUACAGUGAUACAAUUCAGUAUUAGAAACAUUGCUACACUUAAAAAAGCCCAUUUACAUGUGGUGAUAGUCUGACAUACAAUUUCUCCAAUUAUGAAAUGCAUCUGUAAGGUAAUGUAACUUUUUGAAAGCAAAGUUAGAAAACAAACAAUUUAUAUUCAAUAUUACUCACUUUAUGUAGGGAUAGGCUCUCCACUUCUAUACAAGUCUUGCACACAAUGUUCUACAUGAAUACUUAGGUGAUGAUGACACAAAAAUGUCUCAUAUAGUUCUUGCCUUACAGUUUUCACAUGAACAGACACACUAUAUAAGUUUAUUAAGCAUAGAGCAUGAUUAUUUACUAUUCAUUAAGUGGAAGUGGAUCGUUAUAAAGCUCUCCUCUCUACUGUGUUUACAUUGAAUAGGC
This is a messenger RNA of Manis pentadactyla (Chinese pangolin), 2683 nucleotides long. RefSeq names its product zinc finger protein 846 (gene ZNF846). Gene Ontology annotation, biological process: regulation of transcription by RNA polymerase II. Gene Ontology annotation, cellular component: nucleus. The record is from RefSeq and is a predicted model, not a curated record. Gene Ontology annotation, molecular function: RNA polymerase II cis-regulatory region sequence-specific DNA binding; DNA-binding transcription activator activity, RNA polymerase II-specific. Lineage: Eukaryota; Metazoa; Chordata; Mammalia; Pholidota; Manidae.